UUUUGUGAUGUCUGAUAACGACGACGACGAUUGGUUUAAUAAGGAUGAAGACGAGAUUGUACAAAGCUUGCAGCAGCAAGUGAAACUAAAAGUGGACAAGCCAGAUGAAGAGCGCAUAGAAUGUGGCUUAGGUGAAUUCCUGAAUGAAAUGGAGCUUGAUGGAAGCUAUGCGGGCAUAGCAGCUACUAAAUCUAAGGCUCGCUUCUCUACAGGCGAUCUUGUUAAGGCAUUGGAAAUGUCGCCACUUGAAAUGUUUCUCUAUUUCAUGGCGGAUCAGCGUGAUAUCUUUAAGAACCAAAUAGCGGCCAAUGAUUCGUUUCUACGUUUGCAGAAAUAUGUGAAAAUAUUGACGACAUUGUGCCAAUUGCGAUUGGGAGGCUAUGAUGAGCAAUUUUUAGGUGAUGGGUUUGCUAAGCAAACGCUGCUACUGGAGCUUAUUAAGCGAUAUGCGCUCAAGUUCUUUGCGCCGUCUGCUAAAAAAGACGCGUUGGAUGCAGACUUGGAGUUAAUGCUGCGUGAAACCAAAAUGUUACUUCUACGCUCGCAUAAGUUGGGUGUGCUGACUGAAAGUGGUUACAUGCUGGUGGAAUAUAUGAAAAAACUGAUUGGUCGUUGUCAGCAACAGCAUGCGCUAUGCCUUGAGUUCACAAAUGAAUUGGAGCAAGUGCAGCCAGGUGCAACAAAUAAAAUUAACGAUAUAUAUCCUACACUGGACGACUUGCUAGGAGUUGUGAAUUCUAAUGAACCUACGGCGGCGGCUGCUGCUGCUAAAGCUAACGAUGUGACUAGCUACAUAGACCAGCAACGCCAGCUACUAUGUGAAGGCUUUGCUAGACCAUUGCGGGAAUUUGUGCAGAGUCUACGCUUAAAUCCCAAGGACAAGCAACCAUUGCUUUGGCGGCAUACACAAAUCGUGUUAAAUCCAGCUUUUGCAGAUGCAGAGCGUCACAGUUUAAUUUUUAUGGACAUAAGACCGAAAGCUUCGGGCAGAACAGUCAAGACAAACCAUUCUGAGGCGGAGAGUGCAUUUUUGAUGAGCGUUAAAACAGGCACGCUGCUGUGCUUCACCAGCAGUCUGGAGUUUGAGAAUCUUAUUUUAGCUACAGCAGGCUAUACAGCAGCGGAAAUGCUACAAAAAGGAUAUUUAAGCAUAGAGAUUGCUAGGCAGUACAACAUCGGCAAUAUCUAUGGCAAGCCUCUGCUUAUGUUCGAAGCUCCAGAGUUCUUUGAGCCCUAUUUGCGUGUGCACAAGAAUCUCAGCAGCUGCAACGUUGAAAACUUUCCCAUGGCACGUUACAUCAUCGAAGGUGUACUUGAUGUGGCACCACCCGCGUAUAUGAAAUCGGUUGACAAAUUGCUUUAUAAAGGAUCGCCAUUUAGCAUAGAGCAAGCGCCUAAGCAGGCAGCUUUGAAUGAAGGACAAGGCGCCGCAUUUAGCGCUGCACUGCGCAACGAAUUUUGCCUGAUACAAGGUCCGCCUGGUACGGGCAAGACGCAUCUCUCCGUAGAGCUAGUGAAUACUUUGCUGCAAAAUGCGGAGACGCUAAAGACGGGACCGCUUGUACUGCUCGCCUAUACGAAUGACUCGCUGGACAAGUUUCUGCUGCAGAUUUCACAGCACACCGAUAGCAUUGCACGCUUUGGCUGCCAGUCGCGAGAGUUGCGCAAAUACGAUGUGCGCAAGCUCAGCACGGCGCGUCCUAUGCCAGCUACGCGGAAGCGUGUCUGGUGGUUGACCAAAGGCGAGUACAAGCAGCAAUUUGAGCGCUUGCAAGCGCUGCAUGCAAACUUUGAUGGCAGCGAGGAGGCCUAUCAGCAAAUAUUGGAGGCACAACAACAGCUGCAGCUGGCGGCAGAAAAGCUAAAUACGCUACGCACCAUCUUUCAUUAUUAUGUGGCACGCGAGCAGCGUCUGCUGGCCAUGACCACCACCUGUGCGGCACGUUACAAUUUUCUGUUCCGUCUGCUACAAAGCAAGACAUUGCUGUUCGAGGAGGCAGCCGAAAUCGCCGAGGCGCAUGUAUUGGCUUGUCUGACGCCCUAUGCCGAGCAUGUGAUAUUUAUAGGCGAUCACAAGCAACUGAAGCCCUACACUGGCCACCACGUGCAGCAAGUGUCGCUAUUUGAACGUCUUAUUACAAACGGAUUUCCUGUCACGGUGCUUAAUCUGCAAUAUCGCAUGCGCAGCUGCAUUGCCGAACUGCUGGUGCCCACUUUCUAUGCGGAUCUCAAGUGCCAUGAGUCUGUUGAGGCUUACCCCAAUAUACGCAAGCUAGACGUUAAUUUAUACUUUGUAGCACACAAGCAAGCAGAGCACUUAAUGACCAAUAUGUCUAUUGUCAACAAGCACGAAGCCGGAGAAGUGCUCAAACUGGCUGUUUGGCUAGUGCAGGUCGCAGGCUAUGCUUGCAGCGAUAUUGUUGUGCUCUCACCAUACAACGCACAAGUUGAGCAUAUUAAACAAAAGUUUAAGCAGCAGCCGACGAUAGCAGACAUUCUGGUCGCCAGCGUGGACAGCUACCAAGGAUUGCAGGCCAACAUUGUGCUCUUGUCGCUGGUGCGCAGCAAUCCCAAUGGGCAUAUCGGCUUUCUACGUCAACCCAAUCGCGUUUGUGUGGCUUUGUCGCGUGCUCGCUGGGCGCUUUAUAUGAUUGGCAACAUGGACACGCUGCUGCAGGGCAACCACAAGCUUUGGUCUGUCAUUCAUGAUAAGUUGCUGGCGACUAAAGCAAUUGGCAACAUAUUGCCGAUAUGCAGAAAACCCAAUUAAA
Molecule: messenger RNA, 2771 nt
Organism: Drosophila busckii
Lineage: Eukaryota; Metazoa; Arthropoda; Insecta; Diptera; Drosophilidae
Product: NFX1-type zinc finger-containing protein 1
Exons: 5
Coding region: 8-2770 (920 amino acids)
Biological process (GO): regulatory ncRNA-mediated heterochromatin formation
Cellular component (GO): nuclear RNA-directed RNA polymerase complex
Molecular function (GO): helicase activity
Source: RefSeq, a predicted model, not a curated record